AGAUUGAAGAUACACGCACUACACACGAUCCCCCUGUUCCUUCUUCUUCUCGACGUCUCGUGGCCCAGUCCAGUUCAUUCACACCGCCACAUUUCCUUUCUAACGCUUCAUUGCGUCGGCGCGUCGCUGUUGUAGAGGUAACGUCGGCGCGCCCGUUGGUCGUCUUCAUCAUCGUCGUCGUCAUCGUCAGCAACGUGAUCGUGACUUCACCAUGCCGGGCAAGCACGAAGCGAGGCUCGCGGGGAAUGGAGCCGCCGCCGCCGCGGCCAGGGAGCACGUGCAGGCCGUGACGAGGAAUUACAUCUCGCAGCCCAGACUGACGUACAAGACGGUGUCAGGAGUCAACGGCCCUCUGGUGAUUCUGGACCAAGUGAAGUUUCCCAAAUAUGCGGAGAUCGUACAUCUGACGCUUCCGGAUGGCGUGAGGCGCAGUGGCCAGGUGCUGGAGGUGAGCGGCUCCAAGGCCGUCGUCCAGGUAUUCGAAGGCACGUCCGGGAUCGAUGCCAGGAAAACCACCUGCGAGUUCACUGGGGACAUCCUCCGGACGCCCGUCUCCGAGGACAUGCUGGGUCGAGUGUUUAAUGGCUCGGGAAAGCCCAUCGACAAAGGCCCUCCGGUGCUCGCAGAGGAUUAUUUGGACAUCAUGGGCCAGCCCAUCAACCCCCAGUCCCGCAUUUACCCCGAGGAGAUGAUCCAGACGGGUAUCUCGGCCAUCGACACCAUGAACAGCAUCGCCCGCGGGCAGAAGAUCCCCAUCUUCUCCGCGGCCGGCCUGCCCCACAACGAGAUCGCGGCUCAGAUCUGCCGCCAGGGCGGUCUCGUCAAGCAAGGCAAGGACACGAUGGACUACAGCGAUGACAACUUCGCGAUCGUCUUCGCUGCCAUGGGCGUGAACAUGGAGACUGCGAGGUUCUUCAAGUCGGACUUUGAAGAGAACGGCUCCAUGGACAACGUGUGCCUGUUCCUCAACCUGGCCAACGACCCCACGAUUGAGCGCAUCAUCACGCCGCGCCUGGCGCUCACCACGGCCGAGUUCCUCGCGUACCAGUGCGAGAAGCACGUGCUCGUCAUCCUCACCGACAUGAGCAGCUACGCCGAGGCGCUGCGUGAGGUGUCGGCGGCUCGCGAGGAGGUCCCGGGUCGCCGUGGCUUCCCCGGUUACAUGUACACCGACCUGGCGACCAUCUACGAGCGUGCGGGCCGCGUGGAGGGCAGGAACGGCUCCAUCACCCAGAUCCCCAUCCUCACCAUGCCCAACGACGACAUCACCCAUCCCAUCCCGGACUUGACUGGGUACAUCACGGAGGGGCAGAUCUAUGUUGACAGACAGCUACACAACAGACAGAUCUACCCUCCCAUCAACGUGCUGCCCUCAUUGUCUCGUCUCAUGAAGUCGGCCAUUGGGGAGGGCAUGACCAGGAAGGAUCACUCGGAUGUCUCAAACCAGCUGUACGCGUGUUAUGCCAUCGGCAAGGACGUCCAGGCCAUGAAGGCCGUCGUGGGGGAGGAGGCGCUCACUCCCGAUGACCUCCUCUACCUCGAGUUCUUGCAGAAGUUCGAGAAGACCUUCAUCGCCCAGGGCGCGUACGAGAACCGCACCAUCUUCGAGUCGCUGGACAUCGGCUGGCAGCUGCUGCGCAUCUUCCCCAAGGAGAUGCUCAAGCGCAUCCCGCAGAGCACCAUCGCCGAGUUCUACCCGCGCGAGACCAACUCCGCCAAGCUGUGACGCGUGCCAGCAGGUCCCACCGCCACCUCUGUCGUCACCGCAGCCUCUGCCAAUGUUGCGUGAUUGAACGGAAGGGGGGGGGGUCGGACUGGGAAUUGACGGACAGGGAGAAGGGGAGGACGGCACACGAGUGAGUGAGGGAGUGGGGUGAGGCGCACGAGUGAUGAGGGAGUGGGGUGAGGCACACGGGUGAGUGAGUGAGGGAGUGGGGUGAGGCACACGGGUGAGUGAGUGGGGUAAAGCAUCUGUCUGCCCGUUUUGCCAGAGUGCCCUCCUUUGCCCCCCCCCCCCCCAGGCACCCUCUUAAGCCGGUUGUCACGUCCCCCGGAUUAGCGUCGGGGUCAGACACACUCGCUUCGACGCAAAUGUUGCCAUGACCCUGCGCUUACUCUGACCUCACUCUCAACCCUCUUACAUACAUACAGACAGACGUGCGUGCGCACAUAUGCGUGCGUGUGUGCAUGCGCACUUGCUUGCGCCUGUGCAUGCGUGUGUGCGUGCGUGUGUGCGUGUGUGCGUGUGUGUGUGCGUGUGUGCGUGUGUGUGCGUGUGCGUGCAUGCGUGUGUGCGUGUGUGCGCGCGUGCGUGCGUGCGUGUGUGCGUGUGUGCGUGCGUGCGCGCGUGCGUGUGUGUGCGUGUGUGCGUGCGUGUGUGUGCUCACCACCACCCACCUCGCCCCCCCCCCCCCCCGUGCAUGUUCCAACGGAUGGAGUUUUUAUUUCGAGUAGCGUAAUAACGUCGUGUGGCUGGUUGUUCCGUGUGCGUAGCGACUCUCCGUGUGCAUGCACGGCGCUGCGGGCGAUGACGGUGUGCUGUGUGGCAGCUGGGAAGCCUGCCCCAUACAUUUGUGUUCUCAAUAUAAUUUUUAUAUGCGGUGCAUGCAUAUGAGGGGUGGUGAAUCAAAGGUUUAGGGUAUGAAAGUGAGUCACGGCAAAUAAAAAAUAAAAAGGGCACGGCUUCAGCGAGGCUUAUGGAUUAUUCCCAUUAAUUCUUAAAAUUAUUUAUGUCAACAGAAAUUGUAAAAAGACGGUAAAAAAAAUGUCUUCAUUUGAAUCGAUGUCCUUUUUUGUCACCAAUUGCAAAAACAAUGGUAAAACGGCUUCUCACUCGCGUCGUGCAUUGUUUCUUUCCACGUGACAUUGCCUGUGGAUCACGGCUGAUAAUGGUGAUGUUCAGGUUUAACACCAAGUGCUAAAUGUACGUGUUUCAGAAUGGAGAAGUUGGGUCAUCUUAGGAGGGUUGUGUGCAUUGUGCCUGUGAUUACUUUAAAUGUCCCCUGUUCAAAAAUAUUUUGAUUCGCAUUCUGCAUGUAUGGAACAUAUAUACAAAUGUCCGCAUUAAUGUCCUCUGUUGAUGAAACAAUAUAUACAAGAAGACAAAUAUUCUACAAACAUUUCAGGCGGUUGCUUUUCGAGUCAACGUGAGUGAGAGGUGCAUUCGUGCUGGACCCUGGUGAUAGCCGACAUCACCUCCAGCAACAUCACCUCCCCAACAUAACAAAUACACGCAGCCUAUAAAUUUGACGUAAACAGACCCGUGCACAGACCAGCAACACACCUCUUCAGCAUCUCGUUUGCCAAAGAUGCAAGGCCAACGUAGAAGUGUCAAGCUCCCCUUUUCAAUGAAUUGCGAUCAGAAAGAAAAACGUAAGUUCCGUCCUAUGGCAGUGCAUUAUUAUCUCCCAUUGUGCUUCGAGGCACAGUUCAACAUGUGGGUGCAGUUUCACAAUGUACACAGUUCAAACGUAUGCGGAUGUCUCCUCGUAUGUUGCCCUGCAUGCCAUCCAGCAUCAGCAGCAACAGCGGUGAUUCAGAGUUCGGAUAUAUUUAAAUAAAAAACGCAAGACCGUU
Lethenteron reissneri (Far Eastern brook lamprey) is the source of this 3576-nucleotide messenger RNA. RefSeq names its product V-type proton ATPase subunit B, brain isoform. Gene Ontology annotation, biological process: vacuolar acidification; proton transmembrane transport; ATP metabolic process. Gene Ontology annotation, cellular component: proton-transporting V-type ATPase, V1 domain. The record is from RefSeq and is a predicted model, not a curated record. Lineage: Eukaryota; Metazoa; Chordata; Hyperoartia; Petromyzontiformes; Petromyzontidae. Gene Ontology annotation, molecular function: ATP binding; proton-transporting ATPase activity, rotational mechanism.